Dioscorea cayenensis subsp. rotundata (Guinea yam) is the source of this 1549-nucleotide messenger RNA. RefSeq names its product probable glucuronosyltransferase Os03g0107900. NCBI's taxonomy places the organism in Eukaryota, Viridiplantae, Streptophyta, Magnoliopsida, Dioscoreales, Dioscoreaceae. The transcript has 8 exons. The record is from RefSeq and is a predicted model, not a curated record. Bases 61 to 1398 code for a protein of 445 amino acids. Gene Ontology annotation, molecular function: glycosyltransferase activity.
CUCCAUCAGCGAGAAGAGAACUAGAGAGCUCGAGGUGGAGAUCUCUCUCUUCUCUCUCGGAUGGUGACGCCAAGCCGAGCCCGUGCUCCACCAUGCACGCGAGCGCACCAGAUCGGAGCCCUAGCCCUUGCUUCCAUUGUCUUCUUCUUCGCCCGCUCUCUCGACCGCCCUGCUACCUGCGUAUACUCGCCGUCGCCCCCUACCACUUCGCUCUUUGACCAUGCCGGGACGUUGAGGUGGCCAGAGCGUGGAUAUGGGUCUGUGCUGUCUCUCAAGAUCUAUGUCUACGAUGAGCGCGAGAUCGAUGGGCUUAGAGCGCUGUUGCGUGGUAGGGAUGGCCGGAUCUCCGCCGAGUCCUGCUUCAAGGGCCAAUGGGGCACCCAGGUUAAAAUUCACCAGUUAAUGCUCAAAUCAAAGUUCCGGACAUUGAAGAAAGAGGAAGCUGAUUUAUUCUUUGUUCCAUCUUAUGUAAAAUGUGUGCGAAUGAAUGGUGGCUUGAAUGAUAAGGAGAUUAACCAGACUUAUGUUAAGGUCCUAAGUCAAAUGCCAUACUUUCGUUUAUCUGGUGGUCGUGACCAUAUUUUUGUCUUUCCUAGUGGUGCUGGUGCUCAUUUGUUUCGAUCUUGGGCAACUUUUUUGAAUCGAUCAAUCAUUCUUACGCCUGAGGGGGACCGAACAGAUAAGCGAGACACUAGUGCUUUUAAUACAUGGAAAGACAUUAUCAUCCCUGGGAAUGUUGAUGAUGGAAUGACUAAUUUCAUGGGUUCAUCUAUUGUCCAACCAAUUCCUUUGUCAAAGAGGAAAUAUUUGGCAAACUUUCUUGGUCGUGCACAAGGAAAGGUUGGUCGUCUCCAACUUGCAGAACUUGCAAAACAAUAUCCUAAUAAGUUGGAAUCUCCAGAAUUAAAGCUCACUGGCCCUGACAAAUUGGGAAGGACAGAAUACUUCAAUCAUUUGAGGAAUGCCAAAUUCUGCGUAGCUCCUCGUGGCGAGUCAUCAUGGACGCUUCGCUUUUAUGAAUCUUUCUUUGUGGAAUGUGUUCCUGUGAUUUUAUCAGACAAAGUAGAACUUCCUUUCCAGAAUGUGAUUGACUACACACAGUUCUCUAUCAAGUGGCCAUCGACCAAGAUAGGACCUGAACUCCUCGACUACCUUCAAUCCAUACCAGACGAAGUAAUCCACGAGAUGCUAGCUCAUGGACGUCUAGUGAGGUGUCUCUUCGUUUAUGCUCCUGAAACUGGACCAUGUUCAGCUAUGCUAGGUAUAAUGUGGGAGCUACAAAGGAAAGUGCGGCGAUUCCACCAGUCUGCUGAAACAUUCUGGCUGCACAAUGGAUCGAUUGUAAAUAGAGACUUGGUUGAGUUCCAUAAUUGGAGAACUCCGGUUCCUUUGCCUUAAUGAAUUAAAACUCGUUUUGGGGUUGCUAUUCUUUUUAAAUACUAGAUCAUAGUUUACAACCCAGAACACAUCAUUUUGUUGUUAUUUGCUCAGAGCACGUGUACUGAGCUUGAAACUUUCAAUACAUUGAGCUGUAAAUUGGUGUACUGAA